Molecule: messenger RNA, 1325 nt
Organism: Pomacea canaliculata
Lineage: Eukaryota; Metazoa; Mollusca; Gastropoda; Architaenioglossa; Ampullariidae
Product: inactive pancreatic lipase-related protein 1-like
Exons: 6
Coding region: 69-1127 (352 amino acids)
Biological process (GO): lipid metabolic process
Molecular function (GO): lipase activity
Source: RefSeq, a predicted model, not a curated record
AUAUGCUCUAUAAAACCCAUGAACAUUGUCUGGUGAAAUUACCCCGUGAUUUGAGAGAGUGAGAGACAAUGCUUUCCCACAUUUCUCUCCUCCUGAUCCUCAUCUGGUGCACAGGAUGCUGUGGUGCUGUUCUCAGUGUCACAUACCGGGAAAUGUUGCCCCAGUUUCAGUACUAUGAUGUCUGGUGGCCUUUUAUUAACAGCUUCUCAUGUCUUCCACAAUCGGCGUCACAGCAAAGAAUCCGUUUUCUGUUGUACACACCGGAGAAUCCGACGUCACCACAGCUGCUGGACCCUAUGAAUGUUACCUCCGUGAAAAACUCCAACUUCAACACCCAACGACCCACGAAAUUCAUUGUACACGGAUACUCUGGUUCUGCCAACAAUAAAUGGGUUCAGGACAUGGUGAAAGAGAUGCUGACGCAGAAUGUCAACAUCAUCGCUGUAGACUGGAAAAAAGGCGCCCAGGGACCUAACUACUACCAGGCCACGGCCAACACUCGGGUUGUCGGCAACUACAUCGCGACUCUCAUCUUGUUGCUUGAGAAGCUGGGUGUCCCCAUGUCCGCCGUCCACGUGAUUGGUCACUCGCUGGGCGCGCAGAUAGCGGGCUACACUGGCCAUGGCCUGGACGGGAGGCUGGGAAGGAUUACAGGUCUGGACCCUGCUGGCCCCAAUUUCGAAACGUACGACAGGCUUGUGAAACUGGACAAGGACGACGCGCAGUUUGUCGACGCCAUCCACACCAACGCCAAAUCUCUCGUGCUGGGGGGUCUCGGAACUGCGGAAAUGUGCGGUGACGCCGAUUUCUUCCCCAAUGGAGGCGUUGACAUGCCCGGAUGUGCGGAUGGCGGAACCCUUCUGCUCAAAACGCUCAGUGGCCUGCUUACUGGACAAGUAAAAGAUGCUAUCGGCGCGCUUGCCUGCAACCACAUGAGGGCCACCAGCUACUUCACGGCCAGCAUCAGAAGCAACCCGUUUGUGGCCUACCCGUGUGCCAGCUUGAGCGAGUACAAGUCAGGGCAUUGCACGUCAUGUGCCGAAGGUUGUUCUAACAUGGGGUACCAUGCUUCCAGUAAUAGUUCUGGUCUCUAUGUGCUGAGCACUGGCUCCUCCUACCCGUACUGACACCUCGACCACAGUAAAGUAGAUGGAAAGGUACCGGUGCCUCUCGAGCAGACAGUCUGGUCCUUUCCCUGAUGGCGACUUUACCUUUGAUCUCCAAAGGUUGUGCUUUAAAUUAGUCUGAUGGUCUUAACCAUAGAAGCUGUGAAUAAUGUCUUGUACUUACCAUCAUUAAUAAAGCACUAACAGCUUCAAAAGUUA